AUGGAGCCCCCCAGCUUCCCCAUCAAGCGGGAGCCCCACGAUCCAGAAGAGCCCCAGUUCCUGGAAGAGGCCUGUGAUUCACCAAACGGCACUGAGCGGAGUGUGGGCCGCCCCUUACACCCUGCCGGGAAUGGCUUGCUGCGGGGGACCCCAAAAGACCCUUCUCUCCUUCUUUCCGGAGGGCGGAAAUACUCGGACCAUUGUGAGGAACGGGCCUCGAGGCCUGGCAAGAGUCGCAUUCCCGGCCGGGACCAUCGGCGCUACUACCACGAGCACUGGCGGGCCGAGUACCUGAUGGAUUUCAACGCGGCACGGCACGGCAUGAUCUGCAUGGUGUGCGGCAGCUCUCUGGCCACGCUCAAGCUGAGCACCAUCAAGAGACACAUCCGGCAGAAGCAUCCGUACUCCUUGGCCUGGAGUGCCCGUGAGAAGGAGGGCAUCAUGAACAGUUGGGAUGCCCACCUGGGGCUGGAGGCUGAGACGGAGGGAGGCAGGGAGCCCGCCGAGGGAUCCAGCGCCCAGCAGGGGGGCCAAGGUGUGAUGCUGUCUCCGCCUGCCUCCCCUGCAGGAGAAUUACCGCUGGGCACUGGUCGCAGGAGGCGGCGUGGCCCAGGCCCCCUAUCUUCUCGCGGGGCCUGCCGGUCCCCUGGCUUGGCCUUGAAAGGCUCCUCGGUGGGGGAGGCCCGGAACCUGGAGCGGUACCUGAAGGAGUCCCUGCAGAGCUGGUUCCAGUCGGAAUUCCUCAUGGACUACGACCCGCAGGGCAACCGGCUCUUCUGCAUGAUGUGCGGCUCUUCCUUGCCCAGCCUCAACCUGGAGGACAUCAAGCGGCACGUGAUGGAGGCUCACCCCAGUUCCCUCAGCUUCAGCCCUGCGGAGAAAGCCGCCAUCCUCGAGGCCUGGAACGCCCGUGCAUUGGCGCUGGUUGCCAAGGACGCGAGAGGAGAAGCAGCAGCUGAGGAGGCAGAUGCCGAGGAAGCCCCUCAGGAUCUGAGCAUGAAAGAAGCCGAUCCGUCGCUGUCUCCUGACCCCCCCGCUGGCGAGGAAGGGUCUGAAGAGGCCGGUCCCUGGGACUCGGAAGGGAGUGGCCCGCCCGCCCCUCCCCGCGGCAGGGACCACCGGCGUUACUUCCAGGAGCACUGGGGGGGGGAGUACCUGAUGGACUACAACGGCCUGCGCCACGGGCUGGUCUGCAUGGUGUGCGGCAGUGCCCUGGCCACCCUCAAGAUGAGCACCAUCAAGCGCCACAUCCAGCAGAAGCACCCGGACUCCACGCAGCUCAGCCACCAGGUGAAGGCCCUCAUCGUGAGGGAGUGGAACCGGAAGGUGUCCCGCCUGGCGGAGGCCGAGGACUCCCUGCCUGAAACUGAUCCAGAGCCGGACAAGGUUGAAUCUCAGCCUGCCCUCAAGGUGCCCUCAUCCCUCAAGGAGUCCCAAGAAGGUGGAGCAAUCGCUGUGGGUGAAGAGGAGGAGGAGGAGGAGGAGGAAUUGGCAGCGGCAAGACUGGGUCCCUCGCAGAAACCCGCGGAAGCUGUCUCCAUGCCGGCUGGUACCCCAUCCCGCCGGGGUCAGCGCCGGAACUACCAGCCACGCUGGCGGGUGGAGUACUUGAUGGACUAUGACGAGCAACGGCACGGGCUGAUCUGCAUGGUUUGCGGGGGCACGCUGGCGACCCUGAAGGUCAGCACCAUCAAACGGCACAUCCUUCAGGUCCACCGUUUCUCGCUGGAGUACACGGCUUUGGAAAAACAGACAAUCCUCGAAGCUUAUGCUGAAAACGACCAGGCGCUGAAUCUUGGCCGGCUGGUCCCCAGACCUGCGGCAAACCUUGACUCUGAGCCUCGGGAAGUCAAGCCGAACAUCCAAGGAGCAGGGAAAAUGGCGUUCGGUUACAAUCUGCCUGUAUGUACGGCGUAG
Messenger RNA from Gekko japonicus, 1917 nucleotides. RefSeq names its product chromosome unknown open reading frame, human C11orf95 (gene ZFTA). The transcript has 5 exons. The record is from RefSeq and is a predicted model, not a curated record. Lineage: Eukaryota; Metazoa; Chordata; Lepidosauria; Squamata; Gekkonidae. Gene Ontology annotation, biological process: negative regulation of DNA-templated transcription. The coding region runs from base 1 to 1917 and encodes 638 amino acids.